UCUGUGCAGAUUAGCAACAACUUUAGACACUCCUGGCUGUAGUGAACUGUUCACACAUUUAUUGACAUUCUGUGAUAGUUCUUAGAGUUGUUACUAUUACUGAGAACAGACAGCAGUCCAUAACCCUUUCAUUCAUCUCUGUCAUAACCUGUCGCAUUCAUCUCUAACAAACAUUCUAGAGCCAAGAUGUUUCAGUUUACUCCUACCAAACCAGCUGUGAUUACAGUUCUGCUACUAAAUCUUGCAUUGACCCUGGUCGUUACUUCGGAAUAUAGAGAAACUUUUUUCAAACGACUGGUCCCUGGUUAUUCCUACAGCUACAUUGGUUCAUCUUCUGGAGAGAAAUUCUAUCCAAGUCAAAGUGUAUUACAAUGUGCAGCAAUCUCUUUAAAAAGUGAUUCAGCAUUCUUUAGUUAUAACAAAGAAAGUCAUUUAUGUAAGAAUUACUCACCGAAUAUUAAACUGACAGUAAACAGUACACAGGACAGCGACGAAAAAUUCUUUUACAGAACUGGUAAAUGGAUUAAAGUCUAUGCUGUGUCAAUGAAAGCUGGUUCGAAUGUCUAUGAUUCCUUUCUUAACAAAGGUAAUUUUUCCUCAUGGAAUGUAGACAAAUGUAACGGUACCUUUUGCCCUAACUUCUUCCGGCAUUCUAUCAUUGACUCCUGGAAUCAUCUUCCGAUUGAUGAGGUAAAACUCGUAAUUUACAAAAACCAAUCGGCUAUUGUAAAUAUGGUGUUUGAAGGUCGAAAUUCAAACAUUGAAAACUGGUUCUCUAUCACAAAUCUGAAAAGCUCCCCAUGGCAUGAUCUAACUCCAGGCAACGUUCCUGUGUUCUCACUUCAAGGAAAUAACUUAAACCGCUACUUCUAUAUAGGGCGUUUCGAAGGUGCGUGUGAGGCAGAUCGUGGCUGGCUGGUUGUUAUUCAAGGUCCACGCACAUGUCCAUAUGCAGUUUUACAGCAUUACCCUUCAAUUUUCUAUGCCAGCACGGAUUCCCAAACCACCUGGGCAAGCGGACCUGGAGUGGCUGAUUCCUUGGCUAUAUUUAUCCGUUUGAUUCCAAACUGACCAAUCACACGAUCUCUCUUGCUACUAUUAUUGUUGUUGUUGUUGUUAACAUCUAUGCUUACACGAUGACCAUCAUCACUGACAAUAUGUCAAGCGUCACUUAAAAUUCAAUAACCAACUCAAUCCUUCAGCAAUCUUUUGUUAUCAAUCACUUUUACUAUUUCUCUCCAUCUAGAGUAACACAAUUAUUGUUAUUAUUUAACACCCUGUUAAUUGUCAUCAAGAUCUAUAAUAAAAAGC
Messenger RNA from Octopus bimaculoides (California two-spot octopus), 1311 nucleotides. RefSeq lists its product as uncharacterized. NCBI's taxonomy places the organism in Eukaryota, Metazoa, Mollusca, Cephalopoda, Octopoda, Octopodidae. The record is from RefSeq and is a predicted model, not a curated record.